AUGACAUCCAGGAGCUCCGCAUCGCGAUAUUCUAAUGCAUCUAAAGAUGUAGUCGGUGAACACAGUGAAAGUUAUGCUGACCCCGCACCUGUCGGUGAAGAUUGGACAGGCUUAGCAGCAUUAGAGGGUCAUAUCGGCUUCAGAGGGCUUUUUCAGAACUCGUACAUUCUAGGAGUGACAUGUUUUGCAACUUUAGGAGGAUUCCUUUUCGGCUAUGACCAGGGCGUUGUCAGCAAUAUCCUCGUAAUCGAGUCCUUUGGGGCAGCCUUCCCCCAAAUUUAUAUGGAUGCUUCGUUGAAGGGCUGGUAUGUCUCAACGUUAUUACUAGCUGCAUGGCUAGGGUCCCUUAUUAAUGGUCCUCUGUGCGACAAAAUUGGCCGAAGACGGAAUAUCAUGUGUAACGUGGUGGUCUUUCUCCUGGGUAGUGCCUUACAGACUGGCGCCACAUCUUCUAACUACCUAUUUGGUGGUCGAGCGGUUGCAGGGCUCGCCGUCGGCGCAUUGACUCACGUCGUCCCGAUGUACUUGGCCGAGAUAUCAAGUGCAAACAUUCGAGGAUCUUUAGUCGGCUUGCAGCAGUUGUCUAUCACACUUGGUGUAUUGGUAUCAGAUUGGAUUGCUUAUGGCACCUCACACAUCGGCGGAACUCGUUGCGCACCUCAGAUACCAUACAGUGGACCGUUGCUCAAUGGAAAUCCUACAUUUGAUCCUUUCAAUGAUGUUCCAUCUGGUGGUUGCACUGCUCAGAAGCAGUCUUCUUGGAGAGUCCCUGUCGGUCUGCAGAUGUUCCCGGCUCUGUGUCUUGGUUUAGGCAUGCUGCUCAUGCCAUACUCCCCUCGUUGGCUUAUGGAACAAGGACGUGAGGAAGAAGCACUGCGAACACUCUCAAAGCUCCGACAGAAGCCCAUAGAUGAGUUAUCUGUUCGCUUUGAACAUUUGGAGAUCAAGGCAGAGAUUCGCCAUGCCAGAGAAACCAGAGAGAUGCUAUAUCCUGCAUCUGGACCUUUCAGACAGUUCUUGAACAAUUAUCUCAUGUUGGUCUCUUCUUGGCCGAAGUUUAAGAGAUUAGCUGUUGGUUGUCUAGUUAUGUUUUAUCAACAAUUUAUCGCGCUCAUCUAUUAUGCCCCAACAAUCUUCGGUCAGCUUGGGCUUAAUCCCAAUACCACUUCUUUACUUGCCACCGGUGUUUACGGAGUGGUUAACACCGUCUCCACUCUACCUGCCGUCGUCCUGUUAGACAGUGUAGGAAGACGGCCUUUACUCAUGUCUGGAUCUGUAGGAUGUUUUACGUCACUCAUCAUUGUAGGUGGCCUCGUCGCAGCUUAUGGGACUGAUUGGCCCGCGCAUGCACUCGCUGGCCGAGUAGCUAUCGCUUUUGUUUAUAUUUACGAUGCGCAUUUUUCUUACUCCUGGGCUCCGAUUGGUUGGGUCCUACCUAGUGAGAUCUUCCCGUUGCACCUCCGAUCUACUGGAAUUUCCAUCACAACAUCAUGCACUUGGCUGAACAAUUUUGUUAUUGGUCUGGUGUCUCCCAUGAUGUUAACCACUUUGGCCCAUGGUGGCACGUAUUUCUUCUUUUCCGCGUUUGCCCUUUUGUCUUUCUUCACUACAUGGCUUUUUAUACCUGAAACCAGAGGAAGGACUCUUGAGGAAAUGGACGCUGCCUUUGGGGACAAUGCGACAGAAAAGGAGCGACAACACAUGCAAGUGAUCUGCAGGGAACUAGGUUUACCAGAACGUGCUCUUUUUGGAGUUUGA
Molecule: messenger RNA, 1758 nt
Organism: Serpula lacrymans var. lacrymans S7.9
Lineage: Eukaryota; Fungi; Basidiomycota; Agaricomycetes; Boletales; Serpulaceae
Exons: 19
Coding region: 1-1758 (585 amino acids)
Biological process (GO): transmembrane transport; carbohydrate transport
Cellular component (GO): membrane
Molecular function (GO): carbohydrate:proton symporter activity
Source: RefSeq, a predicted model, not a curated record